This is a messenger RNA of Arachis ipaensis, 522 nucleotides long. Lineage: Eukaryota; Viridiplantae; Streptophyta; Magnoliopsida; Fabales; Fabaceae. The record is from RefSeq and is a predicted model, not a curated record.
AUGACACACGCAACAACUUCACAAGCCAUCUUUGUGCUGCUCUUAACCAAAGCAAGAUAUAUACAAGUCUUCAUAGACAACAGAAUCUCCAAGGGAGAUGAGAACUCUUCCUCAGUCUUCAAAGCCAUAAGGGAUUCCAAUGUGUCUGUGGUUGUUCUGUCAAAGGACUAUGCUUCCUCGACAUGGUGCAUGCAUGAACUCAACAAAAUACUCAAGCAAAAGAGACAUGGUAAGGGCCACAUUAUGGUACCUGUGUUCUAUAAGAUUGACCCUUCACAUAUUAGGAAGCAAAUUGGCACUUACAAGAAAGCAUUUGAGAAACAUGAGAGAGAUGUCAAACACAACAUUCUGCUGAAAUGGAAAGCUGUUCUCACUGAAGUUUGUAAUAUGGAAUCGAAGCAUAGGGUUAAGGAAUCGAAGCAUCUGGUGGAAAUGGCGAAAUCUAUAACCACUAGAACAGUUGGUGUUAUCAGUAAAAUUGAUCAGGCUGCUGCAGAACCAAAAGCUCUUGCAGCAGUGUAG